AUGUACCAACGAAAAGAAGCCAAUUCAUCCCUCACUAUCGAUGAACUUUCAGAAGAAUAUGGUUGUGACCAAAGCACAGUUUCAAAAAUUUUGAAGGCAAAACAUGAACCAAUGAAGUUCACACAAUUGGAAGAUGCUCUGAGUAUUUGGACCUAUCAGGUUUUUUCACAAAAUAAAAUAUUGACAGAUGGACUUCUGCAACUUCAAGCAAGAAAAUUUGCUGAAUUGCUAAAUAUAUCAGAGGAGAAUCUCGGUGCCAAAUAUGAAGCCAACAAGAAAGCAUGGAUGACAAGCGAAAUUUUUGGACAUUGGAUAAAGUUUCUAAAUACUAUCAAUCAUCUCAAAUGCAAAAAAAUUCUUGUCUUG
Molecule: messenger RNA, 366 nt
Organism: Ambispora gerdemannii
Lineage: Eukaryota; Fungi; Glomeromycota; Glomeromycetes; Archaeosporales; Ambisporaceae
Source: the annotation of a GenBank genome assembly